AUGUUUAAACGCACUACCAAGGAUAUGAAUUUUCCUCCAAGCAAAAAACAACGUCUCUCUUCGUCCAAAUCAUCUGAAAAGGAAAAUCAAAAUUUGUCUGUGGACGAAGAUAGCGGUCUGGGUCCCGAAAUUGACAAUGAAAGUAGCAGCGAUGAAGCAGCGACCAGCUUCGGCUCACAAAAUUCACAUUUCGCUUCUCAAAAAACAAAUAUCAACAGCAAAACACCAGAUUUUGAUAGAGAUUCACAAUCAUCAGAAUUUGUCACUCAACGUCGUACCCGCUCUCUUAGCUUACAGGACACCAGCACAAUGAAAAAAUUAGUUACUCAUCAACCUAAUGCUGUUUUUGAUAAAUCUCCAAGAAAGCUUUCAUUGCGUCCAAAGAAGAUUCGCCAGUCUUCAACACCGGAUAUCGUAUUGUUUUUUGAAGAUGCUGCAGAUGACCAAUUGGUAAUGUCGCCGCAACAUGAUGAGCAUUCAUCAAUGGAGGUUGAUGAAGCAAUCGAUAUAUUUUCACAAUUUUCGGCUACUCAAGCGUCUAAGGAUAAUUUUAAUAUAAAUACAAUACUUGAGACUCUUGAAUCUCCACUAAAAAAUGGAGAUCUUUCGAAAGCUUCACCUGUGAAGAUUCAGUCUCAACAUCUUGAAAACGGCAACGAAAUUCUGCUUACUGAUUCUUCAGUAUCUACAAGCCAAACCAAUGCCCAGGCUACGGAAGAAGAAACAGAAAAAGAAGGAGCAGAGCUCACACAAGAUUCUUUGUCAAAAAAUUCUACGAAUGAUCAUGCUGAUUUAUUUAAUGCUGAAUUUAAUCAAGAGAAUGCAGAAUUUGAGGAUGAAUCCGUUCCUUCUGCAUCUUCUCAAGAGUCCUCAACCGCUGAAAUGCCAGAGAUAAAAAAGAAACGACGCAGAAAUGGUACCCAUUUUACUCACAUCAAGAAACACACAACACAAGUGAUUGACAGUAAUCUGGUUGUUGAUAAUUACAAGCCAGGGUUCAAUAAUGACCGGGAAUUAAUUGUUAAUAAUAUUACCAUGCCCAAGGAUUUUUUAAGCCGUCUCUUUAGAAAAAUGAGUAAAAUUGAGCUAACGAAAAAAAUAAUAAUUCAUUAUUAUGGACGUGAUCGAAUGCCCAAGAUUGCAUUGAAAGAGCCAACACGCAAGUAUCCUGGUAAAAUUUACCCGAGUCUUCUCGUCAAUGACAGUCAAGUUCAGGACAUAAUGGAUUUGUAUGAAUAUUAUGGUCCACAAGUGGGUUUGACGGGUCCUCCUCUACCAUUCAAAAAAGUACGACAAAUUAUUGGAACUUUAUGUUCUCAAAUUAGAAAUUUCUACUGA
Cotesia congregata is the source of this 1338-nucleotide messenger RNA. Lineage: Eukaryota; Metazoa; Arthropoda; Insecta; Hymenoptera; Braconidae. The record is from the annotation of a GenBank genome assembly.